This is a messenger RNA of Alosa alosa (allis shad), 1921 nucleotides long. RefSeq names its product serine and arginine rich splicing factor 4 (gene srsf4). The transcript is spliced from 6 exons. Gene Ontology annotation, cellular component: cytoplasm; ribonucleoprotein complex; nucleus. Gene Ontology annotation, biological process: alternative mRNA splicing, via spliceosome; mRNA splice site recognition. NCBI's taxonomy places the organism in Eukaryota, Metazoa, Chordata, Actinopteri, Clupeiformes, Clupeidae. The record is from RefSeq and is a predicted model, not a curated record. Bases 119 to 1432 code for a protein of 437 amino acids. Gene Ontology annotation, molecular function: mRNA binding.
GUGCGUGCGAUCCUGGUUCCAGGAAGUCGGUCGUCAUGAAGUAUCUUGCUCCGCCCAUCUACCAUUUUUGAGUGUGUUUUGAACAAGUGAAACACAACGCAUACACAGAGCCGCGGAAAUGUCUAGGAUCUACAUAGGCAGGCUGAGCUAUCGCGCAAGAGAGAAAGACGUGGAGAAGUUUUUCAAAGGUUAUGGAAAAAUACUGGAGGUCGAUUUGAAAAAUGGGUAUGGGUUUGUUGAGUUUGAUGACCCGAGAGAUGCAGACGAUGCUGUGUACGACCUGAACGGGAAGGACCUCUGUGGCGAGAGGGUUAUCGUAGAGCACACCAAAGGACCUCGUCGUGAUGGCAGUUAUGGUUCUGGUGGUGGUGGUGGUGGCGGCGGCGGCGGCGGCGGCGGUGGUGGCGGCUCUGGGAGAAGCAACUGGUAUGGCAGGGGAGGGAGGGACCGGUAUGGACCUCCGGUCCGCACCGACUACCGGCUGAUUGUAGAGAACCUCUCCAGUCGCUGCAGCUGGCAGGACCUGAAGGAUUACAUGCGGCAGGCAGGUGAGGUGACAUAUGCCGACACGAACCGCGGCCGACGGAACGAGGGAGUGAUCGAGUUCCGUCUGUACGCCGACAUGAAGCGGGCUCUAGAGAAGCUGGACGGCACCAUGGUGAACGGCCGCAAGAUCCGACUCAUCGAGGACAGGCCUGGGGCUCGCCGCAGUCGCCGCUCCUACUCCCGCAGCCAGAGCCGCUCCAGGUCUCGCUCCAGAAGCAGGAGGUCACGGAAGAGCCGUAGCCACAGUGACAGUAGCAGCCGCAGUCGUUCCCGCUCCCGACAAGCCUCUCGCUCCCGCAGUCGCUCGGUCAGCAAGAAGGGCAAGGCCAAGGGCCGUCACGAGGAAGAGGAGCGUAGCAAUGGCGCCCACAAGGGUGGAGGCCGGGACGAGGCGCGCAGCCGCAGCAAGAGCCGGCGGAGCAGAAGCCGGGGCAGCCGAGGUAGCCGUAGCCGCAGCCCCAAGAGCAAGCACGGCAGGAAGGAGGGCAAGAAGGGCCGCAAGGACAAGUCCCGGUCCCGCUCGCACUCCCGCUCGCGUUCCCGCUCCCGCUCCAGACAGCGCUCCGCCUCUCGGUCACGAUCCCGAUCCGCCGACAAAGAGCGCUCCAGGAAAUCCGACUCGAAGGGCCGCGACGCGCCCAAGAGCGACGAUGAAGAGGCAAGACCGGCGGCGGGGGCGGCGGCGGCGAGAGGCUCUCGCUCAAGGUCACGCUCUCGCUCCCGAUCUCGCUCCAGAUCGCACUCCCGCUCGCCGCUGGCCGCCAACGCUCGGGCGAAGUCCAAGUCCAAAUCCCCGUCUCCCUCCCCGGCAAAGGCCAGAUCUCGCUCCGAGUCCCGCUCAAAAUCCCGUUCCCGCUCAAGGUCCCGAUCACGAUCCCAAUCCUGAACCUGACCUCCGACCCCUUUGUGACCCUUUACCCUUGAUCCAGACCCCUUUUACUUUUUAUUUUUAUUUUUUGGUAAAUAGUCGUAGGAAGAUGGGCUCGGGCACUGCCUGUGUCAACACACACACUGACACGCACGCGCACACACUCAGUAACAGUACAUGCCUCACCCAAGUUUUAUUUCCCCUUUUUGUAUCAUUAAAAAGAUGUCUUCUCCCCAGUAGUAUUGUCUCUCAAUCAAAGUGUUUGUAAAAUAUUCAAUAAGUCAAUUUGGUAUGAUAUGGCAGGGAUUUUUUUUUUUUAAAAAGGGGACAUGCCCAGCAAUGGUCGUCUUGGAGUCUUAAUCUCUGUGCUGCGUAUUUGACGCAUACAGUGUUAAGGAUCUUAUUUGGGAGUGGUGUUUUAUUAUGUUACAUUCUGCCUCGGCGGAAUAAAAAUCUUUUACCAAUUACUUUAAGACAAUUAUUAAAAAAUGCCUGAUGUGUUUGAAA